Messenger RNA from Strongylus vulgaris, 1851 nucleotides. Lineage: Eukaryota; Metazoa; Nematoda; Chromadorea; Rhabditida; Strongylidae. The record is from the annotation of a GenBank genome assembly.
AUGAGUGUGUAUCCUGAAACUGGCCAAGUCCUUGGCUUGGAUGGAACACAUAUGCAAGCUUCGACCUCACUAACACCUUCACCACGACGGCGUGGCUCCCAAGCUUCGACCUCACUAACACCUUCACCACGACGGCGUGGCUCAGUUGUUGCCUGUGAGCCUUCAGAACAUCUUUUUGUCAAGGACAUCCCAUCGUAUUGCGCGCAAUGUGGUCUUUGCUCCGCUCGUGGCGCAGCUUGUCCGUUACCCGCUUUUACGAGGAAAACUGGCACCUGCACUUGUGGACCUGGCGACACGACAUGUCUAAGAUGUGGCUUAUGUCGUGCUUGCGGCGAAUCUUCUCAACAACAACAGCGACCUGCUAAUGAGACACCAACUCGAACACAUCUCGCUCCAGCUCGAGUUACUAUAGUCAGAAAUCAACAGAAUGUCAAAGUCUCGUCAGUAAGCUGUGGCAACUUUCACACGAUUUUAUUGGCGGCUGAUGGAAGUGUAUUCUCUUUUGGCUCGAACUGUCAUGGCCAGCUGGGCACUGGAGAUGUCAGAAGUAAGACCGAGCCGCAUCGUUCAUGCAAAUCGCCGGUACAUGUUAAGGUGGCACUUCCGCCAGAUGUGCAGGUUGUGCAGGUAGCUGCUGGUGCUAAUCAUACUGUGCUUCGAACGUCGCUGGGGGCUGUUUUUACAUUUGGUGCGCAUAAAGUGGGGCAAUUGAUAAGACCACCUGAGGACGAGAAUCACUGGCAUGCGACUCCAGGCCGAGUACCAGGAUUUGGACCAGGGUGCGAAUCGUUUGCCACUUGGAUUGGAGCUGUUGGAGAUGCCACACUUAUCCAUAGCCAUACUUCGCUGUUGCAUUCUGAUGAUGUGAUUGAUGCGCAAUUAGUAGCUAGCAAGUACGACAUUUUCAUUUUUCCACGUCAAGUUGGUAAAGAAUAUGUCGCAAUUCGAAGGAAAAAUGGUUGUUUUGCACAUCAUCAACUAGGACCCUCCGGCUGGUGCUUGGAAUCACAAUAUGACAUUCUGUGGUCUUAUAAUGCUGCUGAAAUGCGGGUACAGGCAAGCUCCAUUCAUUUGGCCACGCCAAAAGAGGUACAUUCGGAUCGCAUGGAUUCACUCGCAUUUUUACGAUCACCAGAGUGGGCUGUACCCCUAGAGAGCCCCACGCAUUGCUCUUCAAUUCAGUUGGGGAUUUCUCUGCUCAGCUGCUGGGGUUACUCCGCCCACUCGAUUGAGGCUAUCCAGGUGAAAGCUAGCAAAGAUAUACGGUUGCUUGGUAUAGGCCUUUACGGAGGAAGAGGAGAGUAUAUCGCAAAGAUAAAGCUUUUUCGCCUUCCAAGUGAUGUCUCAGACGAGCAGUGCGCGGAACUGUUAUCAGAGUCCGACGAAACGCUGUAUGACUGUGGUCAGAGGGAAACAGCUGCGUUAAUCCCAACCCGUAUUGAUGAAGGCGAACCACUGGCAUGUCGUCAGCGCAAAGAUCAGGAUUUUUUAAAUUCGCCCGAUCACACCGCAUCACCAUCUGGAGGUCGAUCCGUUGUUUGUCGAUUUGAAUCAACAGGAGGGGGCUGGGGUUAUUCCGCCCACUCGAUUGAGGCUAUCCAGGUGAAAGCUAGCAAAGAUAUACGGUUGCUUGGUAUAGGCCUUUACGGAGGAAGAGGAGAGUACAUCGCAAAGAUAAAGCUUUUUCGCCUUCCGAGUGAUGUCUCAGACGAGCAGUGCGCGGAACUGUUAUCAGAGUCCGACGAGACGCUGUAUGACUGUGGUCAGAGGGAAACGGCUGCAUUAAUGUUAGCUCAACCCGUAUUAAUGAAGGCGAACCACUGGCAUGUCGUCAGCGCUAAGAUCAGGUGA